Centropristis striata (black sea bass) is the source of this 1050-nucleotide messenger RNA. RefSeq names its product dickkopf WNT signaling pathway inhibitor 2 (gene dkk2). The coding region runs from base 310 to 1050 and encodes 246 amino acids. The transcript is spliced from 4 exons. Gene Ontology annotation, biological process: multicellular organism development; negative regulation of canonical Wnt signaling pathway. Lineage: Eukaryota; Metazoa; Chordata; Actinopteri; Perciformes; Serranidae. Gene Ontology annotation, cellular component: extracellular region. The record is from RefSeq and is a predicted model, not a curated record. Gene Ontology annotation, molecular function: receptor antagonist activity; co-receptor binding.
AACCUCUUGUCAACUUACUUUUCUGACCCUCAGAGCAUCUGCGUUUUAACAGAUUCACUUCUUCAUUGUUUCCCUGCUACACUGGGCUCUCUGUGUUUGUCAGAUAACUGUGUUGAUGGCAGUCAUUCUUCCGAAUAUCUGAUUCUCAGGAACAAAAACGUGGCCUCAUCACCUUACUCUGAAUCGCAGUCGGCCAGCGUGACGCAUGGACAGUGACAGGGCGCACACUUCUCAUUGAGAAACUUCACUUCUGCGAAGUUAUUUAAGUGUUUUCCCCCGUUUUUUUUUCCAGUAUUUUUUUUUUCAAGGAUGCUCGUCUUAACUUGGAAUAGAUGCUGUGCUGUGCUGUUUCUCGUCGCCACACUGAAGACGGGGACAUCCCAGGUAUCAGAGGCGCGCCCAAAGGCGAACUUAAUCAAGCCGUCUCUGUCGGAAGAGACACCUACAGCCGCUCCAAACCGCUCCACCACUGUCCACAUCGGGAUCACCAAGAAAUAUAAUGUCCUAGCGCAGCAGGUGUAUCCAUGCAGCAACGAUAAGGAGUGCAGCGUGGGAAGCUACUGCCACAACCCUCAACAGGCUCGCUCCCGCUGCAUCAACUGCCGCAGGAGGAAGAAGCGUUGCCAUAGAGACGCCAUGUGCUGUCCUGGGAACCGCUGCAGUAGCUAUAUUUGUGUCCCUAUCUCAGAGAGUGUGCUCUCACCUCACAUCUCGCCUUUAGACGAGCACAAUAAACUCCCCACCAAAGAGCACAGCUGGAGGAAGACUGGGAAGGCACACCCUAAGCAUUCUCUCAAAGGGCAUGAGGGCGACCCUUGCCUGCGUUCAUCCGAUUGCUCGGAGGGCUACUGCUGCGCCCGCCAUUUCUGGACCAAAAUCUGCAAGCCGGUGCUGAGGCAGGGAGAAGUGUGCACCAAGCAGAGGAAGAAAGGCUCUCACGGCUUGGAAAUCUUCCAGCGCUGUGACUGUGCCAAGGGCCUUUCCUGCAAGGUGUGGAAAGACGCCACCUCCUCGUCCAAGUCCAGGCUCCACAUGUGCCAGAAGAUCUGA